Messenger RNA from Anguilla anguilla (European eel), 4322 nucleotides. RefSeq names its product transposon Ty3-I Gag-Pol polyprotein. The coding region runs from base 2209 to 3960 and encodes 583 amino acids. The record is from RefSeq and is a predicted model, not a curated record. Gene Ontology annotation, biological process: DNA integration. NCBI's taxonomy places the organism in Eukaryota, Metazoa, Chordata, Actinopteri, Anguilliformes, Anguillidae. The transcript is spliced from 4 exons. Gene Ontology annotation, molecular function: nucleic acid binding.
AGGCUACCUCCUCACGUAGUAGAAGUGGUCAUGGAAUAUCAAAAAACUGAAGUAAACUUUCUUUUAAAGGUUAUUUUUAAAUUACUUUUUAAAUUUUAAAUUACUUCUUAAAAGGUAUGUUUGUAUUCCGUAUGAGCUCUUAGCUUGUUAGACUACGCAUUAAACUCGCCAUUUUAUUGCCAGUUAUCCGUUUUUCUGAAUUACGCGGGUUAAUGCGAUUAUACCUGCAGAUUCCCAUUCCUCCCCGCAGCCCUUUACCUUCAGCUUCUCUUACCUCAGUUCCACUCCACAACAGACUGUUUACUCCGUUUUUUACAUUUCAUUUUAUUCCUUCUUUCCUAGGAUUUCUUUCUCCUCCGUUUUUAAAAUGGCCGUUAAGCUUCCGUUUCUGUUUUGGACCUUUCCUUACUUACCUGUUUACCUGCUCAACUGAAUGUUCGAUGGGUGGAGUCAUCUGUUGUGGAGUGGAACUGAGUCUCCCUGCCAGUCACUGACCCAUUAACAUCCUGAAUGAUGGCCCUAUGUAACAUGGUAAUGUGUGAGGGCUGAAAUGUGAGAUCUGACCCACAGUCUCUUUCUCGAGUCGGGAGUAUCUGGAGACGGGACGUGUCAAAAGCAAAAUGGACGGAUCAAUAGCAUGUUUCUAUUGGUCAAUGAUUCGUGGCACUCACCUUGCCACAGUGGUGGCCCGUACGGGGAGGAGAGUCUGGUAUCGAGAGAAGAAAGCAGAAACGGUUCAGCCCGCCAGCCACGCAAAGUAGAGUCCGGGAUGGAUCCUAACCUGAACCGGGGGAGAGGUAGCACAGCCUCUCGUAGCGCUGGCGCGGAUGCUAGAGGGGAUGGCUCAGAUGCAGGAAAGGCAGGCAGCGGUGCACGCUGAGCAGAUGGAGGCGCUGCGUGCACAAGUCUCCCUCCAGACGCAGGCGCUGCGACAGCUGGCCGCCGCCGGCGAGGCCAGCUCCCGGGACCACCAGUCCCGUCCCCAACUCCGGAUCCAGCUCCACAAAAAUGACCGCCGAGGAUGAUGUCCAGGCGUUCACAGAAAGUUUUGAGGUGGCAGCGGAGGCGUGCCAGUGGCCCUUGGUGGAGUGGGUGGUACGUCUCCUGCCCCUCUUAACUGGCGAUGCUCAACAGGCAGCGCAUGGGCUGCCUUCCGGCGCCCGGGCCGAUUACAACUCCGUCAAGAGGGCGGUUCUGGACCGGCUGGGCUGCAGCCCGGAGGAUCAGAGGUGCCGGUUCCGGGAGGCAAACUUGAGGGCGGGAGACCGGCCCUUCGCCUACGCGCAACGCCUGACCGACAUGGCCCGGCGUUGGCUACAGCCAGAAAUCCAGUCCGCGGGGGAGGGGGGGGGGUCGUCGAGCAGGACGUCCUGGAGCGGUUCGUGGAGGGGCUGCCGGAAGGGACGGCCAACUGGGUUCGGUGCCAUCGACCAACCAAUUUAGACAGGGCAGUCACGCUGGUGGAGGACCACCUGGCGCUUUACCCUGGCUCCCAGCAGCAAGAGCGGCCGGAACCGGCUCCCCGGAGGAGACCCCCUCUUCGUGCUGGCCCUUCUCCUCUUCCCCGUGCCUCGACCCCUCCUCUCCCUCAACCUAAUUUCCCCUCUGCUUAUUUUCCCUCUACAGACCCAGGCUCAGUGGCAGGGGGCUCCGCCUCACUGAGGGCUCCUCAGGCGCUUGGUCCGGGGUGUUGGCGGUGCGGGCAGCCGGGUCAUCUGCACCGCGACUGUCCGAUCAUGAAAGUCGGGCAGCUGGUCCGGGUGGUCGGACCGCCCACUUCCGCUCCCGAUCCAGAGGGAGCGUACUGCAUCCCGGUAAGGGUGCAAGGGAGUGAACACCGGGCGCUGUUGGACUCGGGGGCUAUGCAGUCCAUGAUACAACAAAGCCUGGUUCGAUCCGAGGCAUUGGUAAAGGCGUCCUGGGUUUCCGUUCGGCGUGUGCACGGGGAUGUGCACGAGUAUCCUGUAGUACCCGUGGAAAUUCGUUACCAGGGAAAAACGCAUAUUCUGAAGGCUGCGGUUAGCUCCCGGCUCUCGCACCCCCUAAUUUUGGGCACUGAUUGGGCGGGGUUUCGAAAGAUUUCUGGGAACCUGUUUGGGGUGUGACCACGACUGAUAGGGACGUGUGACGUCUGUCCGACACGGCCGAGGGGGGGCGGACCCAGGUGAGUCUCAGGUUGAGACUCCCCGGGUCCCGGUGUUCCAUCCCAUGGAGGAUUUCCCACUCGAGCAGUCUCGGGACGACACCUUACGCUUUGCCUAUGACCAAGUGAUGCGGAUUGAUGGUCAGCAGGUGCGCCCCGAUGCAGUACUCUCUCACCCUUAUUUUUCUAUUAUUAGGGACAGGUUGUAUCGAGUGUGUCGUGACGCUCAGACCGGUGAAGAAACGACCCAGUUGUUGGUACCCAGAAACCGCCGGGAAAUGGUUUUCCAGGCGGCUCAUUACAACCCCAUGGCGGGGCACUUAGGGUAUGAUAAGUCACUACACCGAAUAAUGGCUCGGUUUUACUGGCCGGGCAUUUGGGCGGACGUACGUCGGUGGUGUGCGUCCUGUCCCGAAUGUCAAUUAGUGAACCCCCCGGCCACCCCAAAAGCGCCGUUGCGCCCACUACCCUUAAUAGAGGUUCCCUUUGACCGAAUUGCUAUGGACCUCAUCGGGCCAUUUGAACGGAGCACCCAGGGAUACCGUUUCGUGUUGGUCUUAGUGGAUUAUGCGACCCGGUAUCCCGAAGCAGUGCCGUUGCGCAAUAUUUCAGCUAAGAGUGUUGCGCAAGCUCUGUUUCAAAUUAUCUCCCGGGUCGGAAUCCCGAAAGAGAUUCUGACUGAUCAGGGCACUUCGUUUAUGUCACGUACACUAAAUGAGCUAUACGGAUUACUGGGCGUCCGCUCUAUUAGAACCAGUGUAUACCAUCCCCAAACAGAUGGGCUUGUGGAGCGGUUUAAUAGAACUCUGAAGUCCAUGAUUCGAAAGUUCAUUCACGACGAUAGCCGAAAUUGGGAUAAGUGGUUAGUCCCUCUAUUAUUUGCAGUGCGGGAGGUUCCCCAGGCCUCCACGGGAUUUUCUCCCUUUGAACUGUUAUUCGGUAGAAAACCUCGGGGAAUAUUGGACCUAGUUAAAGAAAGCUGGGAGGACGGUCCAAGCCCCAGCAAAAAUGAGUUGCAAUACGUUAUGGACCUGCGAGCAAAACUCCAUACACUGGGUCGGUUGUCACGGGAGAAUUUGCUCGAGGCUCAGGAACGUCAGCAGAGGCACUACAAUAGAGGGACGAAACUACGUCAAUUCUCGCCGGGAGAUAAAGUCCUGGUAUUACUUCCAACCUCCAGUACAAAAUUACUCGCCAAGUGGCAAGGGCCCUUCGUGGUCACACGACGAGUUGGGGAGGUUGACUAUGAGGUGGAGCGUGCUGAUAGAGAGGGAGCGAAACAGAUUUAUCACCUCAAUUUAUUAAAAGCCUGGAAAGAGGUGGUGGCUGUUUCUCUGGUAACGGUGGAUCAGGAGAGGGACGAGCUGGGGCCGGAGGUAGUAAAUUCAAUCAAUCAGACCCCACCCCUUUCAGAUAGCCACCUCUCGCCAAGUCAGAGAGCAGACCUUGCCAUGUUGCAAAAACGGUUUGCGGAUGUGUUUUCUCCCCUACCAGGACGCACGAACCUCAUACACCACCAUAUCGACACCCCCCCGGGAGUAACGGUACGUUCCCGCCCCUAUAGACUGCCGGAGCACAAAAAGAAAUUGGUGCAGGCAGAAAUAAAGGCCAUGCUGGAGUUGGGUGUAAUAGAGGAGUCCCACAGUGCCUGGAAUAGCCCCAUCGUGCUGGUAAGUAAGCCGGAUGGCUCUAUUCGGUUCUGUGUGGAUUAUAGGAAAGUGAAUGCUGUGUCACAUUUUGAUGCCUAUCCUAUGCCUAGGGUCGACGAACUCCUGGAUCGGCUGGGCACGGCUCGUUUUUCUCGACACUGGAUCUGACUAAGGGCUAUUGGCAGAUUCCCUUGUCUGCAAAGUCCAAAGAGAAAUCGGCUUUCUCUGCUCCGGACGGUUUGUACCAAUUCCGAACACUUCCGUUUGGGUUAUUCGGGGCCCCAGCCACCUUCCAGCGCCUGAUGGAUCGGCUGCUGCGUCCGCAUGCUGCGUAUGCUGCUGCCUAUCUGGAUGAUGUUAUCAUCCACAGUAGCAGCUGGGCACAGCAUAUGCGGCAUGUGGGGCUCACGGCUAACCCAAAGAAGUGUGCGAUUGGCCGAGCGGAGGUACGGUAUUUGGGGUACCACUUGGGAAGUGGACAGGUGCGACCUCUGGUGGAUAAAACCGCGGCGAUUGCGACCUGUCCACGA